UGUCAACUGCGUUGUUUGCGUUUUUCUGCGAUAUAUUUUUGUAAUGAGGAAAAUAGUUUUCGUUACAGUUAAAUGAAAUACAUAUAUAUGUUCCGUGCAUGUUAAAACAAAAAUACAUAUUAUAAAUCUGGUGCUAAAAGAAGUAAAACUUUCUAAUAGCCCCAAGGAAUACCGUGACAUCAUUUCUCUAACAGGUGGCGGUUAGAGAGAGAAGAUGAGCAGCCAGCACCAGUACAUGACUGUGAACAACACACCCAGCACGCGGGUUGGGGACAUUGAACAUAUCAGUCACCUCUCCGAACACAUUGGCUCACUAUGCCUCUCCUCCGAAUACUCCGAUGUGACCCUGAUUGUGGAAGGUCAGAGGAUCCCCGCCCAUAAGGUCAUCCUGGCUGCCAGCAGCGACUACUUCCGAGCCCUGCUGUACGGCGGCAUGAGGGAGGCCAACCAGGCCGAGGUAGAGCUACAAGCACCACUUCAGGCCUUUAAGGCACUACUACGCUAUGUCUACUCAGGCCACAUGGGACUCUCAAACCUCCGUGAAGACACAGUGCUCGACAUGUUAGGACUGGCCCACCAGUUCGACUUCCAGGAGCUAGAGGCCGCCAUAUCAGACUACUUGCGACAGGUGUUAGCCCUGCGCAACGUGUGCUCCGUACUGGAUGCCGCCAGACUCUACGGCCUUGACGCGUUAAUGGACUACUGUUACAACUUCUUAGACAGAAAUGCCACAGAGGUCCUUCAACAUGACUCCUUCUUACAGUUAUCUGUUGAGGCACUACAAGGUCUUCUAGAGCGAGACUCAUUCUUCGCACCCGAGGUGGACAUCUUCAAGGCGGUCUGCAAGUGGUUCGAGGCCAACCAGCAAUGGGUCAAGUCUGAGAGUGGACAGGCACAAGUGGAGAAGAUCCUAAAAUGCGUGCGUCUUACGCUCAUGAGUCUUGAAGAACUACUGCGAGUUGUUCGACCAUUUGCGCCCGUAACCCCCGACAUGUUGCUUGACGCCAUACACGAUAAGACUCGAACCCGCAGCACAGACCUACGUCACCGUGGAUUAUUACUUCCCGAAGAAAACGUGGCAACACUAAAACGAGGGGCUCGCGUCAUCGCCGGCGACAUGCGCUCAGCGCUCCUAGAUGGCGAUUGCGAAAACUACGAUAUGGAGCGAGGAUACACCCGACAUACUAUCAGCGAUGACCCCAACAACCCGGGGAUACUAGUUCGACUCCCGGCCCCGACCAUCCUGAACCAUUUGAGGCUGUUGCUGUGGGACAGAGAUAACAGAUCAUACGCAUACUUCAUAGAAGUAUCAGUGGACCAGAAAGACUGGGUGCGAGUGAUCGAGCACAGCAAGUACUACUGUCGCUCGUGGCAGAACCUGUACUUCCCGGCCAGAGUGGUCCAGUAUAUCAAGAUAGUGGGCACCAGCAAUACUGUCAACAAGGUUUUCCACGCAGUGGCCCUAGAAGCAAUGCACACAGCGCGCGUGCCUCCUUUAAGUAACGGCCUCGUGCGGCCUCUACACAACGUGGCUACUGUCGAGCUAUCCGCCGUCGUCAUUGAGGGCAUCAGCCGUUCCCGCAACGCGCUCCUAAACGGCGACACGGAGCACUACGACUGGGAGCAGGGCUACACGUGCCACCAGCUCGGCUCCGGCGCCAUCGUAGUCCAGCUGGCGCAGCCCUACCUGCUCUCCUCCAUCCGCCUGCUGCUGUGGGACUGCGACUACCGCCACUACUCGUACUACGUGGAGACCAGCGUCAACUACUGGGACUGGGAGACCGUCUGUGACCGCACCAGAGACGCCGCUAGAUCGUGGCAGGUGAUCUACUUCUCUCCGCGUCCAGUAUCCAUUAUUCGCGUCGUCGGAACCAACAAUUCAGUUAACGAGGUAUUUCACAUGGUGCACUUGGAGUGCCCGGCGCAAGUGGAGGAGGCGUCCGGUGACCCGGCCGCCAAGAAACCCCGCGCCGACAGUCAGACACCUACGCCUGCCGGUAACAACAGUAAUGCCGUCGCUGCCGCCCCCGCAGCCGCCGUCCCCCGCGCCGCGUCCCCCCCGCCCUCCCCGCCCGCCCCGCCCGCGCCCGAGCAGCCCCUCCCGCCCGCCGAGACCGCCACCGAGGCCGAGGAGCGCUACGACGACGAAUGAACACCACGGGUAUGGAACGAUUCACAACAAACAUGUUAUGUUUGAGUUUACAAGUGAGCGCACUGAAUACAACGAAACAAUGAAAAAUCUUGGACCGAUGGUUGUGGAGCUCUGGCUGGCAGGGCUAAAUUUCUCUAUACAUAAUCAGAAGUACAAAACCAGAUUUUGUUGAGAUAUAUUAGUCUCUAUGUACCUUUAAAUAUCUGAAAGGUCUAACACAGGUGAUUAACUGAUUUUGCGUAAUGUUGAAUUUAUAACAGAAAAUUUACCUUGAUCUUUCCUGUGUUAGAUAACUAUAUUAUAUACGAAGAAUACGGGGAUAGAGACAGUUUCGCUAUUUAAAUUGUAUUCUUUAGCAGCAUUAAAAAUAUAUUUUUACGAUCAAAAAGAUAUCAAGCCAGAGGUUUACAACCUUCGAUCCUAUUUGAUUCAAUUUACGUAAUAAGCAUAUCAAAAGCGCACUAAAAAUUGUAAAGGUCCUGAAAUGUGAAAAUAUGUUAUAGUAUAACUCACAUUUAAAAUUUCCAACGGAUUGUAGAGAUUAUCGUGUUGCACUAAAGACCCUUCCUAUAAUAUUUUAUAGCUAGCGUAAGACUCGCUUUAAGAGCUUUAUACCAUUAUAGCUAAGUAAUGGCAGGAGUUCCCAACCCUUAGGAUGACCCUCCACUUUUAAAGAUAACAGUACCGAAACUACAAGAAAACAAAAUGGAUUACUUAUAAAGAAUAAAGAGACAUGAAAACGCAACGCAAAAAGAUUGGGCAACCCUGUUUUACAGAUAUCACUCUAGACAAAUACUUGGAAAUCACUUCGAUAAAUCAUGAACAUGUAUUUUGAUAAUCAUGCAAUAUCGAGAAACUAUUUUUUAUAAUGUAAAUUAAUUAUGUUGAAAUGAAAUUAAAUGGUAUCAAUCGAUUCCACUCAUUUGAAUGAAAAAUCAUUU
Cydia splendana is the source of this 3093-nucleotide messenger RNA. RefSeq names its product BTB/POZ domain-containing protein 9 (gene BTBD9). NCBI's taxonomy places the organism in Eukaryota, Metazoa, Arthropoda, Insecta, Lepidoptera, Tortricidae. Gene Ontology annotation, cellular component: cytoplasm. The record is from RefSeq and is a predicted model, not a curated record. Gene Ontology annotation, molecular function: protein binding. Gene Ontology annotation, biological process: circadian behavior; modulation of chemical synaptic transmission; adult locomotory behavior. The coding region runs from base 215 to 2152 and encodes 645 amino acids. The transcript has 15 exons.